UUCUUGUAGUCAAUAGAUCUUGGAAUCAGAUUAAUGAAGAUUAUUCUGGCUGCCUGGCGGGUGGGUUGGAGCACAAAGAAAUAACUCAGUGUAUCUCUCCACCCGCUAGUGUCUGCAGCUGGCACACUCGGCUGCUAAUAUUCAUCCCUGUGUUGCAACCGUAAUACAUUAUGGCUGAAUAUACUUACCAUGGUAUCCUGAGUAUGAGAGGGAGCCGCAUAUCCGUCUUCAGCUUCAAGUCAUGUGAUGGGGACAAGUUUGUGGUCUGCAUGAAGGCCUGUAUAUGUAUCAAUGGCGAAACAAUCAAGAACAACAGAUUUCCUAGAGAUGUCCUGUCAGAACAUAGUGGCAAAUUCAUCGUAACCAAACUACACAAAACUAGCCAGUGUUAUGACUAUGCAUUUGAAAUUCGGGACAAAGACAGCACUUGUGAUUGUGCAGACCAUCACCAGUCAUACAUUCCAGAGCCAGGCAAAACACUGUUUGGUAUCCUUAUUGAUUAUAGUUCUGUUAAGGAUACCUACACAGUGGCGUGUGGACCAUUUGGCUUUACUGUGCACUCUUCUUGGGUCACAAGCUUAGGAAUCUCCCCAGAGUGUGUUGCAACUCCACUAACUUUUAUCAGUUUCAAAGCAUAUUCUAGGGUCUAUAGAGUAUCUGGAGUGCAUUACUUUAAUGUUAAUACUCCCCCAAGGCUUGAAUCACUCAGUGACAGUAUUAAGAGUACCAUAUUUUCAUUUGAGCCCAUAGAUAAAUCUCUUUUGAUGGCAAACAUUGUUUUCUCUGCUGCUUCUCUUCCAAGUUCCAUUUCAGCCUCUUCUGUUUCCUCUGUGUCAAGUUCUAACUCGGUGAAUAUGUUAACUUUAAGUAAUGGCGGCAUCUUGGAUCCAGCCCCUGCAGCUUCCUCUAUAUCCUCCACCACACGUAUGAAACUCGACAGAAAUUUGUUCCUGUCGAGUCUAAACCUGCAGGAUAUAUCUAUCAGCCUCAGUAGAGAGGCACUGUGUAUUACCCAGACCAUCGAGGAAGCAAAGACUAACCCUUGUAGUGUGACAUCUUUAUCUAAGGUUAAGAAGGCUCAUACUUUUGAUAAUGGAGCUCCACCUGACCAUACACGUCUUCGAAUGAAAUUGUUAGAACUCAACAUAGAUGAUAUGAAACCAACAAUUUCGUCUAGUGAUAGCCUCAUUCCAAUAGUCACUGUCCGAAAGUAA
This is a messenger RNA of Cherax quadricarinatus, 1214 nucleotides long. RefSeq lists its product as uncharacterized. The record is from RefSeq and is a predicted model, not a curated record. Lineage: Eukaryota; Metazoa; Arthropoda; Malacostraca; Decapoda; Parastacidae.